Messenger RNA from Osmerus eperlanus (European smelt), 2319 nucleotides. RefSeq names its product C-type mannose receptor 2-like. The coding region runs from base 108 to 1175 and encodes 355 amino acids. The record is from RefSeq and is a predicted model, not a curated record. Lineage: Eukaryota; Metazoa; Chordata; Actinopteri; Osmeriformes; Osmeridae. The transcript has 7 exons.
AGGAAAUAGAUUGAAGGAAACAAAAACAGCAUGAGUGAAAGUCAGCCGUCUCAGUCUGCUGUGAACACCACAACUCUCACGUCCCUCUCUCUCCUCAGAUCAGAGCCAUGCAGUGCAGAGUCUCAUCUGUUGCCCUGCUCCUUGAGUUCUGGGUGCUCUCUGCUUGUGCACUCCAUCAGUUUCAUCUGGUCACAACUUCUCUGAGUUGGCCUGCUGCCCAGAGCUACUGUAGAGAGCACUAUGUUGACCUGGCGACCGUAGACAGCAUGGAGGACCUGCAGGGUCUGAUAGACAAGGUGAAACACAUUGGACAGGUGUAUUUGUGGAUAGGACUGACUAUAGACAGGAGUGUCAGCAGCUGGAAGUGGUCUCUUUCAGGCAGUCAGUUCUACAGAGAAGGAGAGACGGAGUACAGGAACUGGGCGCAGCCAAUCACAGGCCAGCCCUGCGCUGCACUGGUCAGCAAAGAAGCAGGAGUAUGGAGAGACUAUGCAUGUACAAAUACUUACUCUUUUGUCUGUUCUCACAGUGGUAAUGAUCCUGGCAAGCCAAAGUACAUCCUGGUUCUAGAACGAAGAACUUGGAGACACGCUCAGAUCUACUGCAGACAGAGUUACACAGACCUGGCCAGCAUCAGGAACCAGGCUGAAAAUAUCGAGAUACAGCAACUUGUUCUGGGAGAGAAUUCAUCAGCCAUCGUCUGGAUCGGUCUGUUCAAAGACGACUGGAAGUGGUCAGACCAGUCUACCUCCUCCUUCAGACACUGGUACAAUGACUAUCCAUAUUAUCACUCCGACUAUGACUGUGCCUUAACACAUCCAUCUUGGUCAUCAUAUCCACGGGAUCCAUGGCAGUGGAUUUCUUACCCUUGUUCUUAUUUCUCGUAUUUUAUUUGCCACAAUGGGAGCAUCACAAACACGACCAUACUGAGCACUCUUGGGAGCACCACUAAGACUCCUACUAAGGUGAAGCUGGUGGUGAGAGUGGAACUGGUUCCUAAUUCACCUUCAGACUUAGAGGAUCCUGCCAUGUUGGACUCCAUCUUGCAGCAAAUGAAGGCAGCUGGGAGGAUCCCAGAGCACAGCACGCUGAGAUGGAAGAAGCAGAAGGAUGGGAAGGUUUUCCACAAGAAGGAGGAGGAGGAGGAGGGAGGAAGAGGAGACACGUGUCAUUAACAAGUCACAGCUACUAAAUGUUGUUAACUGUCUCUUGUAUCUCUGACAGUGUCGAUGAUGUCAAUUACAUUUCUGUAACUGGCACAUGACGUCCUUAUCACUGCAUACAGUUUAUUUGUUCUUAUUAAUCAGGUGGUGGGGUAACAUGAAACUAGAGAGGGUACAAUUUCUGGGGAAAUUGUAGGGUGUGCUUGCUUGCGUCGGUUGCACAGGGGUCCGUUUUAGAAUGACAUUUUUACAACUGAUAUUUCUGUAUAUGUUAUAUAAAAAUGCAUACUUAUUAUUUAUAAAGAUUACAUAUAUUCAAAAGCAUAUUUUUUUUGCUGCUCAUUUACAACUGAAAAUACGAGUGAAGUGUAGAAUGAAAUAGAUGUCUUCUCAUUUCCCCUGCAAGAGGCAGCCUCAUCGUUGAAUCAAAACUAAUACAUUUGGCAGACCGGUGUAAAAAUUGACCUAAUCUCUAUGAUUUAAACGUCAUUUUAAGUUUUUCCCUUCUCAUGAUAUUUUCAGGCAUUUAGCCUACUCAUUGCAUUCAUUCAUUAAUAAAGAACCCCCUUUGAAGAUUAUUCUACGACGUUACCCGGCAGUAGAAGAUGGAAUCGCGAUUCAAACAGUACCAUCUGCUAACUGAAAAUAUGCCCCCAAAACGUAAAUAAGCUUGACAUUUAUUUAGUGGAAAAUCGCUCAUUUAUAAAAAGCUCACUGGUAGCGAUCAUUGUCAGUAACAACGCAAAAUGCGAUAUAGCCCUGUGUGGAGAAGCUGCCCCGGUAAAUUGUACUACUACGGUACAGUACUAGACUACUGCUGUGUUCGUCUUGGUACUGUAGCGAUUGCGUUGGUUGAAUUGGAUUUAACGUUCAGUUGUACGGUUUAAGCUGAAAUUAAUUAUUUUCAUGAACAGAUUGACAACGUUUAGGCUGUGGCAAUGAAGUUCAGGUUAGUAGUUAGAUAGACUUUUGAUUUAAGUAAGGGGAGUGCCGAACAUGUUCUGUCACCGUUUGACUUCCUACCAGUACAGCUGUGUAGAUGUUUUUGUAGUGUCUCGCGUAGGCUACAGCGUUGCAGUGAUACACUAGAUUGAAACCACAGGUAAUGAUAAUUUCACUCACAAAUCGUUUACUUGUAAUCUAAUGUCAUAAUAAA